Molecule: messenger RNA, 1483 nt
Organism: Melanaphis sacchari
Lineage: Eukaryota; Metazoa; Arthropoda; Insecta; Hemiptera; Aphididae
Product: putative inorganic phosphate cotransporter
Exons: 7
Coding region: 16-1341 (441 amino acids)
Biological process (GO): monoatomic anion transport; transmembrane transport
Molecular function (GO): transmembrane transporter activity
Source: RefSeq, a predicted model, not a curated record
GAUUAAUACUAUAUUAUGUUUGUCCUAUAUAAUUUUUUAACACCUGUAAAAACGAUUUAUUCUUCUUUUUUUUUUUUGUUGCAGGAAAUGGAAUUCGAUUGGGAUGAAAAAACCCAAGGAUUAAUAUUAAGUUCAUUCUUUUGGGGGUACGUUAUCACGCAGAUGCCAGGUGGCAUGUUGGCCGAUUUAUACGGAGGCAAAGCCACGCUGGGCUUAGGAAUGCUGUUUAGCAGUAUCGGUACGAUCAUCACACCUUUUGUGGCCAGGAGUUAUGGGCCAUCAGAACUGAUUAUACUGCGAUUGAUCAUUGGACUCGCUCAAGGACCAUUAUAUCCUGCAAUGAGCAGGUUACUUGCCACAUGGGUACCAAUUGAAGAACGAGGUCGAUUGGGAUCUCUGGUAUUUGCCGGAGCACAAGUAGGUAACGUUGCUUCCAUGCAGUUAGGCGGCUUUCUUAUGCGGUAUACUAAUAGUUGGACUAGUGUAUUCUAUGCGUUUGGAAUCUUUGGUAUACUUUGGCUCAUGUUUUGGUUUGUAUUGAUAUACAAUCAUCCAAGUCGUCAUCCAUUUAUCAGUGCAAAAGAAAAAGAGUAUUUAAACACAGCUAUUAACGCUGUUGAUCCAGAAGAAGGCAAGUUAUCAAUUCCAUGGAAAAGUAUUGCAACAUCAGGACCAGUAUGGGGAUUAAUUAUUGUUCAAAUAGGUCACGAUUGGGGUUUGUUCACCAUAAUUACAGAUCUGCCAAAGUAUAUGAAGUCAGUGCUGAGGUUUUCAGUAGUUGAAAAUGGUUUAUUGUCUGGCUUACCAUACAUAGUAAUGUGGUUGGUAGCUAUGGGUUCAGGUUUCAUAGUAGACUCAAUGCUAUCAUCAAAAUAUUUUACUGUGACUUGCAUCCGUAAAACAUUUGUAACCAUAGCCAGUGUAGGGCCAGCACUUGGAAUUAUUGCAGCAUCAUAUUCUGGAUGUGAUAAGGUUUUAGCAGUAACUAGCUUCACAAUAGGCAUGGGACUUAUGGGUACUUUUGUGCCCAGUCUGAAAGUUAACGCCUUAGAUCUCAGUCCAAACUUUGCCGGAACAUUGAUGGCCAUCGUGGGUACAAUUGGGUGUUUAUCUGGAGUUAUUGCACCUUACAUUGUUGGCGUUAUGGUUCCUAAUAGUUCUAUGGAAGAAUGGCGAGACGUAUUUUGGCUGUCUGCUGCAAUACUAAUAGCCACCAACUUGUUAUUUUUACAAUAUGGCUCAGGAAAUGUACAACCAUGGAAUGAAAAGACAAACCGCCAGUAUAAGAGUAGCGAUAUUAAUAAUGAAAAUAAUACAACAUCAAUACUAAAACCAUUGUAAAAUAAUAAUCCAAUAAGUUUUGUACAGUUAAAACUUUAGUCUUAUAAUUUUUAUACUAAUUAUACUUAAGACAUAACAUAAUAUUUGUAAUAGUUGAUUCACAUUGUAUCAAAAGAACAAUAAAUAAUUUAAAAUUCUGAAA